Molecule: messenger RNA, 429 nt
Organism: Sitodiplosis mosellana (orange wheat blossom midge)
Lineage: Eukaryota; Metazoa; Arthropoda; Insecta; Diptera; Cecidomyiidae
Product: putative odorant receptor 92a
Exons: 4
Coding region: 1-429 (142 amino acids)
Biological process (GO): sensory perception of smell; detection of chemical stimulus involved in sensory perception of smell
Cellular component (GO): plasma membrane
Molecular function (GO): olfactory receptor activity; odorant binding
Source: RefSeq, a predicted model, not a curated record
AUGACCAUAUUCCCGAUUUGUGCAACCGAAUUGAACAGACUCUUUUCUGCAAUCUUCUUCAUCCAAGUUAGCAUCAGUGCACCCGCCAUAUGCACUUGUGCCUAUCAAUUUUCCCAGGUAAUGUUUUUUAAUAAUUCGAUAAAAGAGAAAUACUAUACUGGUGGAGUUCUUUUACAAAUCUUCACUCCAAGUUAUGCUAGUACAAAUGUUUUAGACAAGUCUGACUUGUUACCAGUUGUCGCUUUUUCUUCGGAAUGGUAUGAGCUUGGAAAUAGUGAAAAGAAAAGUCUAUUGAUGUUCAUCACACGAUCGUUAAGGCCAUUUGCCAUACGUGCUGGGAAAUUUUACCAAAUGAACAUUACCACCUUCAUAAAGAUUGUGAAAAUGGCCUAUUCUCUUUUUGCUGUUUUGCGAAGCACACAGCCAUAA